UAUCUGCUAGCGGUGGGCCUAGGCCGUUACACCAAGUGAGGAAUAUAAAUUAAAUCCCGUUGAAUAAUGGAUUUGAAAGUUCAUGGAGUAUGCCAGCAUUUAGGUGAAAUGUGAAGACUCUACUUCUUAUUGCUGAACAAAUGGUUGAUGUUGUGGAUGAAAUGCAUGAUAGAGAUGGUGGAAUUAUUAGUAUACCAAAGAAGGACACCCUUUUUGAAGAGGAUAUAGAUUUUGAGCCGCACAAUGGCAUUGAAUUUGAGUCCCAUGAAGCUGCAUACACAUUUUAUCAAGAAUAUGCCAAAUCAAUGGGAUUCACCACAUCGAUUAAGAAUAGUCGACGUUCAAAGAAAUCAAAGGAGUUCAUCGAUGCAAAAUUUGCGUGUUCAAGAUAUGGAGUUACUCCUGAAUCCGAGAGUGGAAAUAGUCGAAGGCCCAGCGUGAAGAAGACCGACUGUAAAGCCAGCAUGCAUGUGAAGAGAAGGCCAGAUGGAAGAUGGAUUAUUCACGAGUUCAUAAAAGAUCAUAAUCACGAGCUUUUACCUGCUCUUGCGUAUCAUUUUCGUAUCCAUAGGAAUGUAAAGCUGGCAGAGAAGAAUAACAUCGACAUAUUGCAUGCUGUUAGUGAAAGAACACGGAGGAUGUAUGUCGAGAUGUCGAAAAAAUGUGGCGGGCAUAGAAAUUUCAGUUUUCCCCAGAUUAACACGAGUUAUCAGUUUGACAAAGGCCGGUAUUUAGCUCUUGAUGAGGGGGAUGCCCAAAUAUUGCUCGAAUACUUCAAACGUAUCCAAAAGGAGAAUCCUGACUUUUUCUAUGCUAUAGACUUAAAUGAAGAGCAGCGUCUGAGAAACUUGUUUUGGGUCGAUGCCAAAAGUAGAAGCGAUUAUGUUAGUUUCACUGAUGUCGUUUCAUUCGAUAUCUCAUACAUUAAGACCAAUGAUAAGCUUCCGUUUGCCCCGUUCAUUGGGGCGAACCAUCAUGCGCAGUCAAUGAUACUUGGUUGUGCACUGGCUGCAGAUUGGACUAAGCCAACAUUUACCUGGUUGUUGAAGACAUGGCUUAGAGCAAUGGGUGGGAAAGCUCCCAAAGUUAUUAUAUCAGAUCAAGACAAGGCCUUGAAGUUAGCCAUUGAAGAAGUCUUCCCAAAUACCCGCCAUUGCUUUGCGCUUUGGCAUAUAUUGGAAAAGAUUCCCGAAACUCUUGCUCACGUCAUCAAACGAAACGAAAACUUCUUGGCAAAGUUUAAUAAGUGCAUUUUCAAGUCGUGGUCAGACGAGCAGUUCGAUAUGCGAUGGUGGAAGAUGGUUACUAGAUUUGAACUUCAAGACGAUGAAUGGAUUCAAUCAUUGUAUGACGAUCGUAAAAAAUGGGUACCGACUUAUAUGGAGGAUAUCUUCUUGGCUGGAAUGUCAACCGCCCAACGUUCCGAUAGUAUGAAUGCUUUCUUUGACAAAUACAUUCACAAGAAAAUCACUCUGAAAGAGUUCUUGAAACAAUAUGGUAUCAUUCUGCAAAAUCGGUACGAAGAGGAAGCA
Messenger RNA from Cucurbita pepo subsp. pepo (vegetable marrow), 1532 nucleotides. Lineage: Eukaryota; Viridiplantae; Streptophyta; Magnoliopsida; Cucurbitales; Cucurbitaceae. The record is from RefSeq and is a predicted model, not a curated record.